Hibiscus syriacus is the source of this 632-nucleotide messenger RNA. Its product is annotated as cell wall / vacuolar inhibitor of fructosidase 2-like. Lineage: Eukaryota; Viridiplantae; Streptophyta; Magnoliopsida; Malvales; Malvaceae. Gene Ontology annotation, molecular function: enzyme inhibitor activity. The coding region runs from base 73 to 603 and encodes 176 amino acids. The transcript has a single exon. The record is from RefSeq and is a predicted model, not a curated record.
CUUUUGAUUCACAAAAAAUCUUCACCAUUUCCCUUCUUCUCCAAAAAGAAGUUUGAGCCUCACCACUCUCAGAUGGGCUCUUUCUUUUACAUUUUCUUCCUCAUAUCCCUAGCAUUAACAUCACUUACCAAUGGAGAUGCCCACUUAAUCCAAAAAACUUGCAAAACCACCAAGUAUUACGACUUUUGUGUCUCCACGCUCAAAUCCGAUCCAACAAGCGUGGAUUCGGACACAAAGGGUCUGGUCGUAAUCUUGGUCGGAGUUGCUACGGCUAAUGCCACAGCGACAUCGACCUUCUUAUCAUCCGAAUCACUCAAUGCCACGAAGGACACUGCACUGAAGGAAGUUCUAAAAGAAUGCUCCCACAAAUACGCUUACGCCAGUGAUGCUCUUCGAGCUUCCGCUCAAGAUCUUGCCUCGGAGUUCUUCGAUUAUGCCAACAUGCACGUAAUGGCAGCCGCGGAUUAUCCGAAUGCUUGCCAUAACAUGUUUAGAAGGCAUCCGAAGCUGAUCUAUCCGAAAGAGGUUGCACGUAGAGAAGAUGUUUUGAAACAUUUGUGUGAUGUGAUUCUAGAUAUUAUUGAUUAUCUUGGUGUUAAUUAACUUUUUUUGGUGCAAAAAAACUUGCCUUU